AUGUUGGGUGAGUUCGAUGGAGUUCAAUGGAUUUCCUCUACACAUGGUCAUCUUUGGGGUAAAGUAGGUGAGUUGGCGUACUCUCCGUCCCUUUGUUUGGUCUUUCCGCUUGGUCGUCCUGAACAAUACUCGCCAGGCUACGAGGCAUUAGACCCCUCUUCAGAGGAGUUGGAGGCGGGACCAAGCAAGAUAGGUGAACCUGUUCAUGAAGCCCAUGUCGCGGAGGAGUUGGCAGAGCUGCUCUUCACCAAGGCGAAGUAUGCCGCAGCCGAGGAGCUUCGCACGGAGCUCUUCCGCCGCUGCCUCCACGAGGCGCACGCGGAGCGCGCGGAGCGCCUGCGGCGGCAGCUGGUCACGGUGCUCCGCUGCCAGGGACGACUCGGAGAGGCGGAGGACUUGGCACGGGAGCUCGGCACCAAGGCCGGCGAUCUCAGCUUGUUGGCCUUAAUCCUCGAGGACCGCCUCUCGCGCGCGGUCCUUCGGCACCGAGAACGAGAGAAGCAGCUUUGUGCCACACAUCCCUGGACCCUUUUGUGCUACAGCCGUUUGGCGGCGACUCUGCAUGCGCGUGGCAAGCUUCCGGAGGCGGAGGACUUCUGCCGACGAGCCUUGGCCGGGAGCGAGGUGGAGCUGAAUCAGACGGAGACCUUGCACUACAUCAACAGGUUGGCAAAGGUGCUGCAGGCCCAGGGCCAUAUGCAAGAGGCUGAGGAGCUCCAGCAAAGGAUGAUGCCUGGCUUGAUUUAUGUGGAGUCUUCGGCACUUUUGUGCCUGGUGAAGGGAAACGGAAGAAUGCAAGAUAGCACCUUGACCUCCUUGAGUCACUUGGGCAGCUUGCUCCACGAGCGCGGGAAGCUGCAAGAAGCGGAGGAUCUACUUCGGCGGGUGCUCAGCGAGCGGGAAGAGAUGGAGCCGUUGCAUUUGGACACCUUGUCCUCGAGUUGCGCCCUGGCUGCGGUGCUGCGGGAUGCUGGCAAGACCCAGGAGGCAGAAGAGCUUUACAAAAGUGCGUUGGAAGGCUAUGAGAAGCUGGACCCCUAUUAUGUGGAGACGCUCCAGACAGCGACGGCCUUGGCCAUGAUGCGCCAGAACAUCCUGGGGAAACCGCGCAAAGCGGAGGAGCUGUUCCGGCGCGUGCUCGAGCGCCGGGAAGAACAGCUGGGCCGAAACCACCUGCAGAGCCUCACGGCUGCACGGCACCUGGCGAAGUGUUUGCGACUGCAGCAGAAGUUCUCCGAAGCCGAGGACCUCCAAUGGCGAGCCAUGGAGGGCUACGAAGAGCACCUGGGGAAGUCCCACCCAGAGACCUUGAGAGUCACCAGCGACUUGGCAGCUUUGCUGCAGGAGUUGAACGACCUGAACGAGGCCGAGCGACUGCAGCGCUGGGUCUACGAGGAGCGCCAAACGGUGCUGGGCCCCGACCAUGCGGAGACGCUCAGCAGCUGCUAUGCCUUGGGAGCUCUCUUGGAGACCAAAGGCGCCGAUGCCGACGAGGUCGAAGAGCUCCUGCGAAAGGCCUUGGAAGGCCGACAGAAGCAGCUGGGCCCGGUGCAUGCAGAGGUGUUGGAGGUCAUCAGCCGCCUGGCCAACUUCUUGGAGAAGCUCGGAGAGGUCACCGAGGCACAAAAGCUCUACAUUCAAGAGCUGCAGGCCAUGGAGGAGCUUUUCGGUGUUGGACACAAGAGGACUCAGCAGAGUCGACGGAAGCUGGAGGACUUCUUGAGAAACAUUCGGGAGUCCUUUCCGGAGGAGGCGGAAACUGAGGUGGUCAGUCGAACCAACAGCCGGACCAGCCGCGCCAACUCCGAUGGCGCCAGUCGAUCGAACUCGGUGCCCGAUUCGGGAACUUCAGAUGGAAAGGCCUCUCGCAGGGUCUCUAUUGCGCCCUCUUUCUACCAAGAGGCCUUGAAUGAAGACAGCGACGAUCAGGCAGAGAAGGCGGAGGAAAGUGAUGAUGAUGCUCCGUCUAGAAAGGCUUUGGAUCCUGAAGAUUAUGAGACGCGCUCUGACAUGGAUGUGGCUCGUGAUGCAGAGGCCGAAGAGACUGGGGAAGCAGACGAGAGUCUUGCACUGUCCAGAAAGGAAGAGAAGGCGGAGGAGGAAAGUGAUGAUGGUGCCCGUUCCAGAAAGGUUUCGUUGGCGCCUUCCAUGUACCAAGAGGCUUUGGAUCCUGAAGAUUAUGAGACGCGCUCUGACAUGGAUGUGGCUCAGGAUGCAGAGGCCGAAGAGACUGGGGAAGCAGACGAGAGUCUUGCACUGUCCAGAAAGGCCUCACUGGGCCCUUCUCUGUACCAAGAGGCGUUAGAUCCUGAGGAUUACGAGACGCGCUCUGACCGGGACCUGCAGGAGGUGGAAGACGAUUGA
Molecule: messenger RNA, 2364 nt
Organism: Durusdinium trenchii
Lineage: Eukaryota; Dinophyceae; Suessiales; Symbiodiniaceae
Source: the annotation of a GenBank genome assembly